This is a messenger RNA of Hordeum vulgare subsp. vulgare (domesticated barley), 927 nucleotides long. RefSeq names its product putative serpin-Z8. Bases 220 to 864 code for a protein of 214 amino acids. The record is from RefSeq and is a predicted model, not a curated record. The transcript has a single exon. Lineage: Eukaryota; Viridiplantae; Streptophyta; Magnoliopsida; Poales; Poaceae. Gene Ontology annotation, molecular function: serine-type endopeptidase inhibitor activity.
GUGGAAGCUAGGAAGCAAAUCAACACAUGGGUGGCCAACGCGACCAGGAACCUCAUCACCGAGGUUCUCGACCCACACGAACAAAGCAGAGACACCUUGAAGGUGGUGGCCAACGCCAUCUACUUCAAGGGCGAGUGGCGCCAGCCCUUCGACAAGGAGCACACCGUUGACCACCAGAAGUUCCACCUCCUCGACGGCAGCUCCAUCGAGACCUCCUUCAUGAGGCGACAACGACUGCACGAAGAGCGAAUCGCCUGCUACGACGGAUUCAAGGUGUUGAAGCUGCCGUACAACGUCGCCGACGACGACUCGCCGCAGUACGGGCUGCACAACUACAAGAUGAGGAUGACCCUCCCAAGUUUCUCCAUGUGUGUGUUCCUCCCCGACGCCCGUGACGGCCUAACGGGCCUGGUCGACCGGCUGACGUCCCGGCCAGAGUUCCUGCACGAGCACCUCCCUAGGGCGUUUGUCCCCGUCGGCGACUUUCGGCUGCCCAAGUUCAAGCUGAGCUUCCGGAGCAGCCUCGUUGGCAUCCUUCAGAGCCUGGGCUUGCGGCUUCCAUUUGAACCUUCAACGAAGGGCUUGACGGAGAAGAUGGAAGAUGAUGACGGGAAGGGCGUCCAGUUGUACGUUGACGACGUUAUACACAAGGCGGUCAUCGAGGUGAACGAGGAGGGGAGCGAAGCUGCGGCCUUCACCGAGUCGGACGACGAGAUGGGGUUUUCGUUGUUCGGCGAUGAACCGCCGCCGCCCAAGCUUGUGGACUUUGUCGCCGAUCAUCCUUUUGCCUUCUUCAUCGUCGAGGAGACUACUGGCACCAUUGUAUUCUCGGGGCAUGUGCUCGACCCUUCGAAGGAAGGGUAGAGUAUGGGCAUCAAACAUAUGGACGGGUUCCAAAACUAAACACCGACAAACACAUGUUUUUUA